UCAGUUCAGGAAUUGGAAUAUAAGAUUGAAGGGUUGAUGAGAACCCAUCAAGCCGCUAACAUUGCCAUCACAACGUCCUUGACUAUCAACACUUAAGCUGUUUGCCAUGGCACCGGACGCACUCGUUCCCAAUGACCCGCGUGUCAAGCACAAGUUUAUUAAAAUUAAAGGCACCGACAUUAUAUAUUAUUACGUGCUGGCUGAGCCAGCAAAGCCACGCGCCACUGUCUUGCUCUUCCACGGGUUUCCAGAUCUGGGCAUUGGCUGGAGAUAUCAAGUGCCAUACUUGCUCUCCCUCAAUUUGCGAGUCAUCGUACCAGAUAUGUUGGGCUACGGGAAGACGUCUGCUCCAGAUUCGCCGGAAGAGUACAGCUUCAAGAAGAUGUGCGACCAAAUGGCAUAUGUCAUCAACGAGAUUGUCCCAGAGAAACGAGUUAUUCUUGGCGGUCAUGACUGGGGAGCAUUCAUGGCGUGGAGAAUGGCCAUGUGGUAUCCGGAGCUCCUUCACUGCGUGUUUUGCUUGGCCGUCAACUUCACGCCGCCGAACCGCCAAUACAUUGACCUAGACGAGGUUGUCAAGCGGGUGCCGACGUUGAAAUAUCAACAGCAGUUCGCAGGGCCGGAAUUGGAGAAGGUCCUGCUGGAUCCUCGUCGCUUGCGAGGCUUUUUGGACGUUUCUUACAAGGACGCUUCACAGGUCAUUGCUUCUAACAACUCCAACAGUCAGGGAUUAGCUGUCGAGGCCUUCGAUACUGCCCAGCCUACAAGACUCAUGCCAAAGACAUUGAUGGAUCACUAUGUGGACGAGUACAUGCGCCAUUCGAUACACGCGCCCUUCAAUUGGUAUCGCACCCGGAAGUAUAAUUUCGAAGAUGAGCUAGUCUUUGCGACAAGACCGCACAUUCAUAAAUUCAAUCUGCCCGCGAUGUGCGUCAUGGCCAAAUAUGACGUUGCGCUGCCACCGGAGAUGGCCAAGAAGAUGAAGAGGCACUUUGAGGGACCUUUUGUGUUGAAGACAUUCGAUUGUAGCCACUGGAUCAUGAUCGAGAAACCUGAUGAGACCAAUCAAGCCAUUGGAGAAUUCAUAGAAACGGUCCUUGACGGGUCAAAGUCUGGUCCAAGGCUAUAA
Verruconis gallopava is the source of this 1129-nucleotide messenger RNA. RefSeq lists its product as uncharacterized. Gene Ontology annotation, molecular function: hydrolase activity. The transcript has a single exon. Bases 107 to 1129 code for a protein of 340 amino acids. The record is from RefSeq and is a predicted model, not a curated record. Lineage: Eukaryota; Fungi; Ascomycota; Dothideomycetes; Venturiales; Sympoventuriaceae.